Molecule: messenger RNA, 33506 nt
Organism: Pelobates cultripes (western spadefoot toad)
Lineage: Eukaryota; Metazoa; Chordata; Amphibia; Anura; Pelobatidae
Source: the annotation of a GenBank genome assembly
CCUUUUCGCCGCGCCGGCGCAGUUCGCUUGCUGAUUAUGGCUACGGUGCUGUCCAGAGCGCUGAAGCUGCCAGGUGAGAAAGAGCUGAAAUAACGGGACGUUCGAUGGUAUCCGGGUCUAUAGAAUGUGAUGUUCGAAUGCCCAGGCUGAGCAGUAUAUAUAACCCUGCAGGUGCUAAGAGGCUUGGCCUUGGGGCACCCAGAGAGAGUCACUUUAUAAGGAAUUUGAGUAUAGAUUACUCUCUGUAGGCGUAGUUGUAAAGGAUGUCCAAUUCUAUAUCGUUUUUAUUAUGUUAAGUGCAGAAGCAGUUGUUAAUUACUGUGAUAUUUCUAUUUAAAUAUUAUUAUUUUUUAUUAUUUCUACGACUGCUGUUAGCUGUGGACAUCAAACUGGCCUGUUUUCUAUAUGUCACUUGCAAGUAAAACAUUUGCCCUAUAUAUUUACACCUAUGGGAUGCAUUGGACAGCAGCAUAUUAUACUGUAUAUAUUGUUAUAGCAACUUGUGUUAUUGUGCACUGACCUAUUGGCUGCUUGCCAUCAUUGGAAGAAAAUAUGUUUGCUGGGGAGCAUGCUUCUCAUUGUAAUUUUUCUUUCAAUGAGUAGCUACCAAUUAUUAUUAUUGUUAUUUUUAGUGUGCCAACAAAUACUGUAGCGCUGUACAAUAGGUGGACUAACAGACAUGUAUUUGCAACAAGACGCGUUGGACGCACAGGAACAGAGGAUGUUGAGGGUCCUGCUCAAACGAGCUUACAUUCUAUAGGGAGCUAAUGGGUAAAUCAUGUACGUACCCCCUUCUGUAUGCCCUUAAAACCAUAGAAAACACGUUGCAGUCACAUAUUUCACCAGCUCCAUAUAGGUUUCAUGGAAAAGUACAGCAUAUUGUAUGUUUUAUAGCUUGUCUUUCUCUUCCUGGUGCAAAACGGUGGUAGGGGGUGGAGUUCAAGAUUCAGCGCAAACACCACGCUUCUUGCUUAGGUUAUGGUGGGAGGAGGUACAUUUUUCAUGUAUCAAAGGGACACAGUAAGCUCCAUAACCUUUACACCCUGCUGUAGUAGUGUUGGUGCCACCAUGGCUCUGGUGCUGUCCCAGGCUCUGUGACAGUUUGACGUAAACUAGGCUAAGGUUUCUACAGUUCCCAUUGCAAGGCCCUUAGUUCAGCAUAAUUUUAACAGACACUGCCAAUAGAUACCAAGUAAGGAGCUGGGUUCUGCUCAUCUGGGAGACCCUUAAUUUGUGUAAUUUCUCUCAAAAAGUUUUGACAUAGGACCAGUAAAAUGCAGCAGGGGCAUGCUGGCAUGUUGACUAGUACAGGAGCAUGCAGCUCCUUGCUUGGCCUCUGCUGAUUGAGUAUGCUAGAACCAGCAUGAACUGAUCAAGUCCUGCUUUAAAGCAGCUCUCUAAGAUUGUUUGUUUUUAUUAUAUGAAAAUAACAUUCUUUAGCCAUAUUUGACCAAACCUUUUUUUUUUUUAAACGUGCUUUGUUGUACCGUACUAUUUUUAUCAAUAUCCUCAACUCGUGCAUUGUGAAAAAAAAAAAGGGAUUUCUUAAGCCCUGAAUGCCAAUUAACAUCCUGACUGGCUCACACUUGACCCUUAGAAGGAAGGAUUAUAAUCUUGUAGUAUAUAAUUCUAUUAUUUACCUUAAAGCAAUGCUGUCUCUUCCAUGGUCUUUGUAUUUGUUUUGCAAAGAUCCCCCAAAGUUUACACCUUCUCUUACAUAGUGGUGGCCAAGGGAAAGGGUCAGGUAAAAUGAACAUCUUUCUCGUGGCCCUGUCAACUUAUUUAGCUUGGUCUUCAGCUCUUGGCUACCUUAGCACAGGGCUUGACAAAUUUGCUUUGAAUAUAGGAGCCAGCAAAAAAAGUUAGAAGCCAGGUUUUUCAAUGUCAAAAACACAAUUCAGAGAAAAGGCAGUAUUUACAUUGUUGCCUAGUAACACUUCUAGUGAAAGUCACUCAAACAGCCUCUAGAGUGCAUCCUGGGUCAGUGCUGAAUGUGUCCCAUAGAGAUGCAUUCAUUCUAUUCAUGAGGAGAUGCUGACUGGCGCAGCAUGGCAUUUUUCCACACAUGCGUAAUAGCCUCCCAAUGCUUUCCUAUGGGAUUGGCUGAGAUUAUCAAGAUUGAUGAUCGCAGUCACAGAGACAGGGCCAGCUGCGAUGAGACCAGCACAGCGUGGGGGGAAAAAGGUGAGUAAAAACCCCUUACACAUGUGAUUGAAGGGGGACUAGUCAUCUUGACACACACUCACUCACUGACACACACACACUCACAGACCCACACACACUCACUGAAACACACACACACUCACUAACACACACACACACACACACACACACUCAAACACACUCACUAACACACACACACUCACUCACUGAAACACACACACACUCACAUUCACUGUCACUGCAAUAACAACACACAUUAAGGUGAUCACCCAGCCUACCUAGCUGGAGCUGGAGUAAUUUCCCUGGUGUCCAGUGGGUGUUUCAGUCAUCUCCCAGCUCUGCUCCAUAGAGCGCUGUUUAGUGAUGCCGGGGCCGGAAUGACGUCAUAUUCUGACUCCUGGCAUCACUGGAGGACGCGCGAGGGAGCCGAGCAGGUUACAGCUCCCUCGCGCGCUUGCCUUUCUGUCUCAAUCCUCCAGGACCCUUCAGCCCGGGCGAGCACCCCACACUCUCUAUCAGAUGGCUGGCUGACCGACCGCAAAUGCUCUCCCUUUAGCCGGCUUACCACCUCGGGCUGAAUGGGCCAACAAAUUGGCUGAAUGGACCUAAAAGAUUUGUUAAGCCCUGCUUAGCAUCUAGAAGCUGUCAUGCCAUGGUGUACUCACGUAUAAAUGAGAAAAUGAGGCCUAUGUAAAAUCCUAUAUGACUAUGGGAUCUUUCAUUCAUGAUCUCGUACAUGUGUAAUGAGAUGCCUGUAUUUAUUAUGCUAAUAGAAAAUGGCAACAUUUGGGGUCAGAAGCUGUUUUAAGCUCCAGUUUAUACUUUAUGUUAUGAUAUAUUUUGGUUGGGUAUUUCACAUCAAUUUAAGUUAAAAUUCAUAAGCUUUAUGUGUUUAUUAAAAAACUCACAAUUGACAGUGCUACUUGAACAUUUUAUUUUUCAUUUUUACAACAGAUGAUUUUUUUAUAGAAUUGAAUUAUUCUAAAAUACAAUUGUAAUCAAAUGUUUUAAGUUCCCAAUUCAUGAAUUCCUCCUUCCAAUGGAACUUAAUAAAUCUGUUUUCGGUGCUGAGUUCCCUUGGUGCUGACUUACUUAAGGUGUUAACUGGUUUUGAACAGUUGUUGUCCAAAGCAACAAUUUUGACUUUUCUCUAUGACAGCUAAGUAGAAUAGAAGAGGAACAGUGUGGAUGGGCUCCCGAGUAUCCAGUUUUGUUGUUAAAGCGAAAACGGUUUAACUCAAGCUGUAUCCUCGAAGGAGAAAUUUUCACUCCGUUUCGUGAAUGCAGAGCUACUGAUAGGCUGAGAGCUGAGGCUCUCAGCGUGGCAACAGCACCUGGUCUGAGCCUUCCUGUUUGUAGCCUCACACUGGAACAGAAGUGAAUUGGACAGAGUGUCAGGAUUACUAGUUGAUCCAAUACGCAGAACUGUAUCACACCUAGGACUAAAAGGUAAAGGUCUUACCGGGCCUUAGAAUAGCCGUAUUUAACGUACCAAAUAAUAGUCAGAAUACUUGCUGAGGUCGGGGACACAGAAUGAGACACAACAAUUAGGGAAAGCCAAAAGUCAUGGAUACCAGAAUACAGGGAAGUCAAAACGAUCCAAAGUCAAUAACCAGAAAUAAACGCUCAGGACCACACUCUCGGACAACCACUAAGGGAAACCCCGACAGGGCAAUGAGGGAAGGUAAGAAAGAGUUUAAAUACGUCUCAUUUAAAUCCGAUUGGCCGUGCCCGGCUUAUGACCCCAGAACGUGCGUGCGCGAACUUUGCGUGACGUCACACGCACGUUGACGUCGUCAAUACCGUAGGCGGACGCGGGGCUUCAAAUUGGUAUGGAUCCGCAUAUAUACAAAUAUUACUGUUGCACACAUCUGUGCUUUGUGUCACUGACCAUUUGAUACUUGCACUGAAAGUAACUAGUUUAUCUGCUUUUUGGAGAAAGAUGUCUGAGAUCAAAGUGGUCAAACCAGUAUUUUCUAAGUAGCUGCCCAAGGCAAAACAUGCAUAAUAUUUGUCUGCCAGGUACUACUAGUUGGUCGUGAAACUGCUUGCUAGACUGCAGGCAGGAUUAACUUGGAGCACGUAAUUUGAUAUACUCGCUGUGCUUAAAAAGAAAAUCUCUCCAUUAUACUUCAUACUUUUUGAUGUCAAGGUAGAAAAUGGUCAGAAGUCGUGUUUGGACAUUUUGGAUCAAAAAUAAUGGUGAGCUUAAAAUAUUUUUCCAUUAAUAUUAAGCCACUGAAAGAAGAUUUGCAGAAGUGUCAAUUGACUUAUUUGCAGUGUAGCUUGCUAGAGAUUCUGGGCAUUUCUUUACUAAGGAUUUUUUUCGUUAACAGACAUUAAGUUAUGGAAACAGGGAAUCUUUUCUGACUAGUGGAUACCAAAAUGCUGGGUGUGCAGCUUUUCAGAAAAAAAAAUACAACUAUUUAGUUACAAUGGAUUAUUAUUGGACAUCAGUGGAAAAAAAGGCUGCCUUUGGCAACAUAAUGAAACUUAUUUUAUUUCUACUGUAUUAGUUAUAUUACUUCUCUCUUCUUGGCCUGAAGAUUCUCAUAAGAAGCGUCUGUGAUCUGCACAGCUUUCCAUGCACACUUCUCGAUGAGCUGUAAUACAACUCAUUGUGUAGUAAAAGCAGGUACGUUCUAGCCAUGCUCAGUGGAGCUAACAGCUGGAGAGGUUUUUUACAAAAGUCCCUCUUUCUGUUUGUUCCGUUAAAUGCAUGCCUUAUGGGCCAUCAAUAUAGUCUUUAAAGACUUAUUAGCAUUAGAUUAGUUAUCAGCACUGUGCAGUUUUGCUUUCACUAAACAAAUGGUGCAUCCUAUUUUGAGGUGGGGGUUUUAUGGUGAAAUUAUGAUGUCCCCCGGAUUUAAGAGUUAUAGUAUAGUUAAAAUUUAUGUUGGUGGAAGAGUACAUAAUGAUCUGAACCGACAACAACAAUUCAGAAAGCUGAAAGAAAGGCACAAUUAUUGCAGAACUGUUCUAAUCAAGUAAGACAGCAUAAACCGGUAUUGUUCAGCAAGAUCACAUGUGACUGGAAACAUGAGUAAAGUUCACUUUUCAGGUGUAUGUUAUCACGUAUCAAGAUGCAAAGCGACGUGUCAGUAUGGCUCUUUGACCACACCACAAGUAUGCAUCAUUAGAUUUUUUAACAGUUUCCUCAUCUUGCAUCGACAUUAGUGGAUGCAGGCUUACAGCUACAGCAAUUUUUAAAAACUGGUGAGACUGACAUAUGCAAAGAGCAAACAUUGUUAUGGUACUUAGAGUGCCAAUUUAAUAGGUAGACUGGGUGGCUCAGUGGUGACAUGUUGCCAGGAUCCUGUUCUAAUGAUGUGAUACUAGUUUUGGAUUCACUUUGGACCGUUUAUGUCAAUGCUUGACAUGUACAAAGUGUAAUGUAGGAAAAUUAACAUUACAGGUGAAAAUAGAAGAGUGAACAAAAUGUAUAGGGCGCAAAUCAAAAGGGGGCAUUAGGGUAAAACACACAGGAGUUAUAUAAUGACAGAAUAAUAACAAAAUACUGGAGAAAGAAGAAGCAAAAACACCCAAAUCUUACAGAUCUAGGAAGGCACAGAGAACCAUAAGUGAGCUAGUGUAAAGAUUUUGAAGAAGAGCAUUUGGACUAAAGUUAAAUAAUUUAGGGAAUGUUUUUGUAGCAAUAGAGUGUGCAGGAAUGUUGAUACCGGUUUCCCUGAUUUACUGCUUUACAGGGAAAAAGUCCCAUGAUCCCCGAGAAUAUGACCCCCUCACACAGGCCGACAGUGACGAAAGUGAAGAUGAUCUUGUCAUCAACAUCCAGCAGAAUGGAGUCCAGAACGGGAAAAGCAAUCGUGCAUCAUCUCAUGACCCAGACUCAGAUGCUGAAGGAGUCUCUAAGAGAGUUCAGCAGAGACCAGUAGACAGUAAACUUGAUGGAUUGUCUACACCAAGUGGACUAGAUCCAGAGCUUAAGGCAACUAACUCUGUUUUGUCAUAUGUGCGAACAACAGUGUUCAUUCUCACAGUGGUUAUUUGUAUGAUCAUGGUACUUGUCUGUGCAUUUCUCAUCCCUUGUCCUUUCAGCGGCCAGCAUAAUUUUUGGACACUUAAUGUGGGAGAGGAAACAGGUAAGGAUGCAUUACAAUGUAUAACCAUAAACACUGUUGUUAACAUUCAUAACUUAAAGGGACACUCCACUGUCCAAAUACAAGGAGGUGGUCCGAGGGCAUGGCCAAACACCCUGCUGCCAUUCAGCAUCUUGAAUCAAUGCAUCUCUGUGGGGAAAGUUCAGUGUCUCCAUGUAGAGUCUCUGUGCAGCACCGCCCCAGGAAGCACCUAGUAGCCAUCUAAGGAGUAGCCACUGGAGAUGUCCCUAGGCAGCAAUGUAAAUGCUGCCUUUUCUCUGAAAAGACAGUGUUUACAGCAAAAAGCCUGCAGGGACUGACUACACUCACUAGAACAACUACAAUAAGCGGUAGUUGUUCUGAUCACUAUAGUGUCCCUUUAACAUUUGCCUGCCUGGAAUUCUUAUUAUGAGCUGGAUAAUAAUAGGUGGCAGAGGUGAAGUUACACCUGCGGCAGCAUCAUCAAGGAUCUAUGCUUGUGCGUAGAAAUGCAUGGUCCUUGCAACAUGACUAUUUCAAAGCACUACUUCAACAUCCAAUUUAUCACUUACAUUUUGUGUUGUGAAUGAUAUAAAUAAUGUGUAGAGGAGAAGUCAAGAUAACAUUUAUUUUGUUAGGAACUUAUGUAAUAUUAUUGUAACAUUCUGUUACAGUCACAAGGUAUAAUCUUAGUGACCUUUAAGAAAAGAGAAGUUUAAGGUUUGCGUGUUUGGUUCACAGAAUAUGGCAUGUUCUAGAUUGUGUUUGUAAAUAAAUUGGUGGCUGAACGAAUAUAAAAAUGGUAAAAAGAAAGCUUAGUAGCUAUAAUUUCCAUGAAAUGUAUACUCAGUUUAAUAUGGUUAUAUAAAAUAACACAUUGUACUAAAUAUAUAGGAUUCAUUUCACUACAGAAACCAGAAAAAUAAAGUGCAGACGAUAUAGCAUAUCUGAAGCAUAAAUGUUUCUUUUGAAAAAAACAAUGAUCGGUUUGGGUUUUACAUUCUGAAAUCAAAGCUCUACUUUUUUGGACUUGCCCACAGGUGUCCUUUCUCCACUUGAGCUGUUUGAUGUGAACAAGGAUGGUGUUCCAGACAUCUUAAUGUCUUUUUUAUCAUCUGAAACCAACGUAACUAUAGGUAAACAAUUGCCUUUAACAAGAUGAUUUUGCUAUUUUGACAUCCGUUAUUACAAGAGCUACCUACAUGCAGUUAUUUUAUGGAAAAAGAUAGGUCCAUGAAGAUACACAAUUACUCCACCCUGAUUUCAUUUGAUUAUUCCUUUAAUUUUCUCUUUUAACAUUUUCAAUCUUUUUUUUUUUUUAUGAUUGUAGACAAGUCUAGACGUCAGUUGUUAGUAGCAGCCAUUUCAGGUAUUAAUAGCAGCAUUCUAUGGAAUGCUCACCUGCCAGAGGAUAUUCGCAGCAUUCAAUGUGGGAAAUUAACUCUCGGACCAGAGCAGAACGACACAUGUCUCUUAACGGGGACCUCCAAACUUCUUCAAGUGAUCAGUGCUUCUACAGGUACCUGGCUCCAUCCGUUUUAUUUUACUGGUAUUACAUUCUCAGAAUUGCCUUUGAUUGUAUUUUGACUCUACCUACAUUUGCUCCUUAUUUACUACUGUAACUCUGUACAUAAUAUCUUUCAGGAAAUAAAUUAGACGAUGGUAAAAUAUAGUUCUCUUAGAAUUAAAGGGAACCUGUAGGCACCCAGACCACCUUAGCUCAUCUAAACGACUAUGCAUGAGGACUUCUAGCGUCGCCAGAAUUCCCAUAGGAAAGCAUUGAAUAAUGCUUUACUAUGGGGAGAUCCUAAUGUGAGCGAGGCCAUUGCCGCGCAUGCGCAUUAGGUCUCCCCUGCAGGGGAGGAGCGUGGGUGGAGCCUGACCCAGUGCUGAGGGGCAUCGGCACUGGAUUCAGUAAGUGUCUGAAAGGGUUUUAACCCCUUCAGCGACGUGGAAUUCUACAGUGCCAGGAAAACGGGUUUCUUUUCCUGGCACCAGAGAAUCCCUUUAACUUUGGGUGAAAUCCCACUGAUCUCCAAGUUUACCAUGCUUAACAAAACUGCUGUAGAAAGAGGCAUACUUAUUAUAAAGAAAAUUUAGUAUACAGCUGGCAUUAAAUUUGCUACACAAUCCAUGUUUUAUGGGAAGAUCUAGACAGGCUUUAUUUUUGUACAGAGCACUGAGUUUGGGAUAGAGCUUGGAGAAUAGCUAUUUUUUUUUAUUUUUUUUUGCAAAUUUCUUUUUUAUUCAGGUAAUGAGCAAGGUUAUAGCAAAUAUUUUUCACAAGCUAAAAGUAGAUAACUAACUUGUCACAUUAUUAUGUUGCAUCUAUGACAGAAGUUACAUAGAUUGCAUUGCAGCUAUGUGAUGUAAUGAAAUAGAACAAUACCUCCUUUAUAAAUUGAAAUAAAUUUAAGCAUUUACACAAUUAACUAAAGAUCAGCAUAGCAGAUUAAAGGAGUGUAAUAGCUGAGAUGCAGAGUCAGAUGACCACUGGAGUAUGAUUUGGCCUAGAAAAAUAAAUUAGGUUAACAACCAAAGCAAAGAAACAAAAAGGGCUACAGAGACAGCUGGUGAGUAGAUGCUUAGGCUCCCCUAAACAUCAAAUCACAUGAUUCCCAACUCUGGGAAUCUGCUCAGCUGUCCUGGAAAACCCUGCAAACCCAGUUGCCAACUGUUGGGCUACAGUGUGCCCCCUCGACCCCAGGCAGCAACACGAGCCAGCACACAGUGCUCACCGAUCCAUCCACUUUCUGUGUGCAGAUCAGUAUUCUUUUUAUUUUUUUCAGAGCACCUGCCUUGCAAAGACUUCUCAUUGAGCUGCAUUGGGAAGUCUGUGAGUGGACAGACACAGAAAGUCUUUGCUGGGUAAGAAGGAGGGGAGGAGGGAGUUUUCAUAUGUUUCAGAUAAGAAAUCUGAGACUAUGAAAGCUGUUUUUAGAUGUACCGCAAUGAAUAAAAAAGUAUAAUGUAUUCAUUGGGAGUGUAUUCACUAAACAGUGAUUUAAAUUUUUUAUUUGGUCAGUGGAGUGUCCUUUACAUUGGGGAUUAGUUAAUUUAAGUCGUUUGGGCUAUGUUCUGAAUACCAUGGUAACUGUUUUUCCAGUAUUUAAACCGUUAACGCUGUUAGGGCGUUCAAUGCCAUCCCCAUUAUAAUGGGCUUUAAAGCCGUUACGGUGGCAAAGUAAGCCAUAACGGCUUCGAGCCUCAGCUCCCAGCUCCUACUCACCUCCGCUGCGAUCCGCUUCCCCUCCUCUGCAAUUUAGGACCCCGGAGGCCAAGUGAUCGCUCUCAAAAGAGUGAUCACUUGGCAAGCAUAGCUGCCUAUGCAGCUGCCUUCAAGGGUACUGCCUAAACUGACAGGCAGAGGUGAAUUACGGUUAAACAGACAUAUAGUCAAAUUCCAAGUUUUGUUUACGUUUUAUUUUGAUUAAAACAUGUACAUUUGGCUCAGUCCUUAAGGGGUUAACGGGAUAAAGACAGCUAAUUUUUAGCACAUGCAUACAUCUGAGAAUUCAUCCUUUUACACAGCUUCAAAUUUUGAUAAGCUUAAUUUACUUGUAUGUAAGAUUAUGUCAUCGGUGUACAUGUGCAUAGCUAACGCUUUGCAGACAGAAGGGCUAUUAAAAUAUAUAGAAAAUAGAAAGGAGCCAAGUAUUGUUCCAUGAGGAACUCCACAUGUAACUGAGCGAGUCAGAGAAGCUGCCAGCAAAUGAACAUGUGUUAGGCCUGUCAGAUGAUAAUAAUAAUGAUUGAAAACCGUUUAGAACCUUAUAUCCUAUACCUGAGUUUUUUACUUUAUUUAGUAAGAUCGCGUGUUCUACUUCAUCAAAGGCCUUGGCAAAAUAAAGAACAAUAUCUCUUGCUCCGUGCACACUUUUAGGAGACUAUUUACUGUUGAGUGAAUCAAACCAAAAGCAAAAUUAAAAUGAAGAAUGCAAUUUAGACUGUUACUAAUAUCUGCACUAGAUAGGGAUACAUUUGUUUUUUACAGCACUGAGGGGAAAGAUAGACACUAAGGACUGACUUCUCUUGACACAGUAAGGGUUCACACUGCAUCCUGAAAAGUACUUCCACAUAAGUCUAUGGAAAACCUGCUAUUCGGUAGGCAGAGAUAAAUACAGCUUCAUCUUAAAUAAUAGAGAAUCAUAUUUCAUCUAUACAUUGUGCUAGCAAGAUUGUUAGUAAAUGUCUAGAUUUCUUUAAAAUCCGAGGUUAAAAAAAAACCCUUUCCAGCUGCUUUCAGUCAGUUCAGUCUUUGCUGAUCUGGACAUAGAUGGCUGUGCUCUGCAUGCCUUUUAUCAGGAAAACCCUGAAUUCAGCCUAAGGGAAAACAAUGGUAAGCAAGUCUGUGCUUCCCAAAUAGGGAUAUGAAGGAGAGGUGUGUCUUACAUCAAGUGUAACACCCACUCAAAACACGAUUGAUGCACUAAGCAGGAGACGGGGGAAUGGAAAUAGAUUAAAUUAUGAGCAUUUAAUAGUGUUAAGGAAGAAACACUUAAAGGACCACUAUAGUGCCAGGAAAACAUACUCGUUUUCCUGGCACUAUACUGCCCUGAGGGUGCCCUCACCCUCAGGGUCCCACUCCCACCGGGCUCUGGGGAGAGGAAAGGGGUUACCUUUUUUCCAGCGCCGGCGGGGAGCUCUCCUCUCCGCCUCCAAUCCUCCUCUUCGGCUGAAUGCGCAUGCACGGCAGGAGCUGCGUGCGCAUUCAGCCGGUCUCAUAGGAAAGCAUUCAUGAUGCUUUCCUAUGGACGCUGGCGUCUUCUCAGUGUGAUUUUCACAGUGAGAAGCACGCAAACGCCUCUAGGGGCUGUCAAUGAGACAGCCACUAGAGGCUUUAGAGGCUGGAUUAACCCAUUUAUAAACAUAGCAGUUUCUCUGAAACUGCUAUGUUUAUAAAAAAAAAUGGGUUAAUCCUAGAGGAACCUGGCAUCCAGACCACUUCAUUAAGCUGAAGUGGUCUGGGUGCCUUGAGUGGUCCUUUAAUUGUAUAGCAUGAGUCAAGUCAGAUCGUUAGGAAACUGCAAACAUAUAUUUGUCAUGACAGGUUCACUUUAUGAUAUCCAGCCUUAAAGGGAUACAGCAGUGCCAGAAAUACAAAGCUGUAUUCCUGGUACUACCAAUCCCUCUGCCUCCCCCCCUGCCCCCCCAUGCCCCCUCCUACCCAGUAAAUAAAGGGUUAAUAACCCUUUAUUUACUUACUUUAUCCCAGCGAAGAUGUCCCCCGGUGCUGGUUCGUAGCUUCGCCUUCUCGUCCGUCCCGUGACGAGCGGGGUCUAAUGCGCAUGAGCGGCAAAUGCCGUGCGCACAAUAGACUUCCCCAUAGGAAACGAUUGAAUCAGUGCUUUCCUAUGGGGAAAAUUCUGACGCUGGAGGUCCUCAUGCGCCAGAUAACGGACAGAGGGCAGACUUAGUGCAGCAAUGCGAAAGGGACACAGCACCCAGACCACCUCAAUGAGCUGAAGUAGUCUGGGUGUCUACAGUGUCCCUUUAAAGGGUCACUAUAGUCACCCAGAUCAUAUAAUUUCAAUGAAGUGGUGCAGUGUCUCUGUCCUUUUUACCCUGCAAUGUAAAUCAUUGCAUUUUUUUUUUAGAAACUGCAAUGUUUACAUUGUAGGAAUAAAUCCACCUCUAAAGGGUGUUAGUAUGACAGCCAAAACUCAGUCACAUGAUGAAGACGCCCCCAUAGGAAACCAUUGGCUUGAUGCUUCUCUAUAGGUAAGUGCACAUUAGGUCUUCAAUGCUUCUCUGUGAGGAGCAUUGGAUUGUACAUCAGCAUAGGAAGACAUGCCUCCUUCAUGACAUCAUGGGAGGCGGGGAGGUGAACAGAGCUGAGGGAGCUUCCGCACAGGAAAAAGGUGAGUAAAACGUUUAUUUUUUUUAUGGCAAACAGGUGAGCUAGGUAGAUUUAGGGACAAGGACACUAGCAUUAGGAAUACAGCUUUGCAUAUAGUGUUCCUGUAAUUUGGAGUUGCAACCUUUAUGAAUUGGAAUGUCAAUUUGUCCUGCAGAUCUCAGAUAUCUAGCUGAAUGCGAGUGAUUCAUUAGUUAGGUAUUGAGUAGGUUGGGCACUAAGCCCCAGUAACAUAUCAGGGAGGCCUGGCAUGGGAUUUAGUAUUAAGUUUAAGAAGAUGUUUAGUUAUAUAACUAACAGACUGGCUUAAAUUUUAAUUACUGGCUACAUCCACAACUGAAACUUUUCAGUGUUUCCUAUAAUUGCUUUUUAUAAAUAAAAUCCUUACAAUCUGGGCUUUGAUAUCACUUGAUAUCUUUUAGCAGGAAAGACAGACAGGUUUUACAUUCACAAAUUCACAAAAUGUGCAAAUCACCAGGACUUUCAGCUUACAAAGUGAGCAGACACAAUGAAUAGGAAUAAGGCUGCAAAUGCAAACUCCUAACACUCUGACCUUUAUUCACUAAAGAUGGACUUACAGAAAACUGAUAAAGGAAUCAUCACAUUUAAGCCAAUGCAGCUAUUUUUCACACUCAGCUAUUUUUGCCUAAAAUUUUCUAUUAAUUUCUGCACAUAGCCGUCUGGCUAUGUGGCUUUGUAUGUUUUGCGGCCUGGACUCCGGGAGAUGCGGCCGAUCUCCCGGCGUCGGGCUCACUCCUCGUGCAGAUCACCCUGAAGCCCUGCAACCCCCCUUUGGAACAGUGGGGGAUAUCCCGGUCCCCAUUGGGAAAACCCAACCCUCAGCAGCAGCAAGGUCCCCGCUCAACGGACGACCGCAUGGCAUGGACAAGAUGGCUGCCGCGUGGCAAAACUCACAGCACCAAGAGCGCCCAGAAACCCAGGCUUGGAGAGAGCGCUUUGAAAUGAUCAGUCAGGAGUUCUCCCGCAGACAGCACAGUACUACUCCGCUUUACAUGCCUGUGACUAGAGCUGCCGAGUCGGAAAACCGAUCUCUAUCUGUACUGGGGGCACACAUGAAGGUAACGCCCACUCAUCGACCACACACCAAACGGGUCUCCCGCUCCUUGGCGAGCAUUUGAGCUCUAGCUCCUGCUAAUAGGUGGAGGAAGGUCCGCGGUCCUGCUGUGACAGCUCCACGUUGUGAAUGCCGAAAGAUGAGAUCCAAAGCAACAGUUGCAACUUGCCUAAGGAGCAAUGCCAAGCUACAGCCUGCUAGGCGAAUAUCUACAACAUUGCUGAACGCGAAGAGGUGGAAGAAGUCUGCUAGAAUCCGCAGACACGUUCCUGCUGUGAACUAUUACCAUUGGCACACCCUUGGAGGGAUCUUAUCCAUCGUAUGGACAAGUAACAUGGAGGAGGAUUGCUGCCCCAGGGGAUGAUCCAUGGUAAACCACAAGCUCACACUUACCUGGGUUCAUCAGGGACAGAUAGCGCCUUGCAGCCCUCCUGCCUGACUGGAUACUCCACGGAACGGGACUGUGUGCUGCCAUUGGUUAGCUGAAAAUGCAGGGUCUUUCUCGGCCACAGGUCUCCCUCUACACCAGGCCACACACAACCAUACCCAGAUCAGCCAGUCUAGCUUCAGAAUUAAUACCUCUGGCUGAGCAGGCACCCUGUGCAGUUAUUAUGCUCCAUUGUUUUAUCUUGUUACCCACACUGCAUAGUGCUAAUCGUAUUUUCCUUUUACUACAGUUAGUCAUGUCUGUAAUGCAGGGUUUCCUAUAUUCCUACUCACCUACACCUAUUUAGUGACAAGUACCCAGUGGCAUUAUAUCUCCAGUGUUAAUACUUCAUAGGCGUGUGCAUAGGGUGUGCCUGGUGUGCCUGGGCACACCCUAAUCCCCGUGGCACGCGCUAUCUGCCUGGUGAGGGAGAUCAAAGAUCAAAGUGAGCAGACACAAUGAAUAGGAAUAAGGCUGCAAAUGCAAACUCCUAACACUCUGACCUUUAUUCACUAAAGAUGGACUUACAGAAAACUGAUAAAGGAAUCACCACAUUUAAGCCAAUGCAGCUAUUUUUCACACUCAGCUAUUUUUGCCUAAAAUUUUCUAUUAAUUUCUGCACAUAGCCGUCUGGCUAUGUGACCUUGUAUGUUUUGCGGCCUGGACUCCGGGAGAUGCGGCCGAUCUCCCGGCGUCGGGCUCACUCCUCGUGCAGAUCACCCUGAAGCCCUGCAACCCUCCCUUUGGAACAGUGGGGGAUAUCCCGGUCCCCAUUGGGAAAACCCACCCAUCAGCAGCAGCAAGGUCCCCGCUCAAAGAUCUCCCUCACAGACCCACUGCAGCAUGGAGGGAGGAAGGAGAGGACCGGGGGAGCUCUUGCCAGCAGCUCCGCCGGGUUCCUCUUGUGAGGUCGAAGCGUUGCCUUUGCAACGCUCAGAUCUCGCGAGAGUGAACUCUAGCCCUGCAGCCUGCGGGGCUAGAGUUCACUCACCACUGGACCACCAGGGAUGGCAGCAGCACGGUCCCCCCUCCCUACAUAAGGUAAGAAGGGAGGGGGGAUAUUAACUAAAUGGCCCCCCCACCCCACACAUUACACACAAACAGCACACACAUACAUCACCCUUACACACACAGCACCCACACACACACUAACAGCAUCCUUACACACACAGCACCGUUACACAGACAGCACCCUUACACAUACACACUAACAGCACCCUCACACACACAGCACCCACACACACACAACACACAUACUAACAGCACCCUUACACAUACACACACACAGCACACACUAACAGCACCCUUACACACACAGCAUCCUUACACAUACUGACUAACAGCGCCCUCACACUAACAGCACCCACACACAAACAGCACACACACACUAACAGCACCCUUACAUAUACACACACACAGCACACACUAACAGCUCCCUUACACAAACACAGCACACACACACAUACAUCACCCUGACACACACAGCACCCACACACUACCAGCAAUCUCGCCCACACAGCACCCACACACAAACAGCACCCACACACUAACAGCACCCUUACACACAGUACACACUAACAGCAUCCUUACACACACAGCACCCCCCCACACACACACACACACAUACACACACACUAACAGCACCCUCACACACACUGCACCCUUACACAUACACACACAGAGCACACACUAACAGCACCCUUACACACACAGCACCCUCACACACACUAACAGCACCCUUACACACACAGCACCCUUACAUAUACACACAUACACACACACACACUAACAUCACCCACACAUAUACAGCUCCCUUACACAAACAGUGCCCUUACACACACAGCGCCCUUACACACACAGCGCCCUCACACACACACAGCGCCUACACACACACAGCGCCUGCACACACACAGCGCCUGCACACAUACAGCGCCUACACACACACAGCACCCUCACACAUGACACCCUUACACACACAGCGCCUGCACACACACACACACAGCACCUGCACACACAUACAGCGCCUACACACACACACACAGCACCCUCACACACGACGCCCUUACACACACAGCACCUGCACACACAUACAGCGCCUUCACACACACACACACAGCACCUACACACAAACACAGCAGUAUAUGUGUGUAUGUAUAUGUAUGUGUGUGUGUAUAUAUAUAUAUAUAUAUAUAUAUAUAUAUAUAUACAUAUAUAUAUAUAUACACACGGGGCGUGUGUUUAUGCUUUAGGGUGCACACCCUUAUACAAUAGGCUGCGCACGCCUAUGACUAGCAUGUUAUACUAUGAUUCUCUUAGAUUUACUUAACUCCUACCUAGCAUAUACCAUGCUUUGUGCACUACUUUACUUUUCUUUAAGCCUGCCCCCUCUCAGAUCCAAUCUUUAGAUCCACAGUUCAGCCUGUUUAUUAUACCCAUAAAAAUGUGCAAUUUCUUCAAAAGCCAUGACACGAUAUCUUGAUGUAUGUUCCUAAUAUGCUAGUUACUGCCGUCAUAGCAUCUCAAGCUUGUAUGUCAAUCUUUUCACAGUAAUAAUAAAGAAUAUAAAAAUAAAAAAAUGUUGAAAUAAAACAUUGUCAUGAAUAAAGUUUAAAUUAAACUUGAUAUACUUUUUCUCUUUCACCUGUACAUGUUUAUGUGUGCUGUGGAGAGAUGUGGAGAGAUGCUUGACAGAGUAAAAGAUUAAUUACAUGAGUUGUCUGGUCAAAUUAACAGGCUCCUUGUUUUGUCUUCUUUUAAGGAAUAACUUUGUGGACAAUGAGUCCAAGUCAUGUUUCUAGCGGAACAAUGGCAGCACCUGCUGUAAUACUGCCAGACCUGGAUAAUGAUAACACCAAUGACUUGCUGGUACUCACCAUAGGCGAGACCCAGGUAAUACACUGUAUAUAUUGUACAUUAUGCGAUUAAAGUAACCAAAGGAGCAAUGUUUUAAUAAGGAAAUUGUCCUCCAAGUAAACUGAUUGUGUGAUGUUAUCUAUUUAUUUACAUGUCAUGCAGAGUAUCUUAUUACAAUGGAUAGCUCUUAAUCUGAUGGCUAGAUAGCUGGGGAUGAAUAAGAACAUGUUCAGAAGAAGACACCUAGCCUUAAGUCAGUCUUCAAAUUACAUACAUAUUAAAGCUACAGUAACACAAUUUACCUUGUUUAGCAUUCAUGCUAUGAGUUGUACAGAUCUUCUGAAACUGCAAAUAUUGUACUGGAAGCUACUGCACCGAUAUCAUUGGGACACAGUUUAGAUUAAAUUGUACUGGAAGCUACUGCACCGAUAUCAUUGGGACACAGUUUAGAUUAAAUUGUACUGGAAGCUACUGCACCGAUAUCAUUGGGACACAGUUUAGAUUAAAUAUGUUCCAGAAGAUCUGUAGCAAGCCUGACACAUCAUGCCUUAUUGAUUGAGAUCUGAAGCUCUCUGUCUGAGUGUACGGCUUGGCUUGUUAACUGAAGCAAUCAGCUGACACUCUCUCCAUAGUCAGUAGUGGAGGCUGGGAGCAGUACCUAGCUGACCUCAAGGUGAGAAAUCACACCAGUCUAAAACAAUUUGGCUACUUACAAUGGGCAACCCAGGGCACUCUUUUGAAAUGUUCCUUACUACUUGUCAGGGCACAGUGUUCACUUGCUAAUAGCUAGUGACAAGUGGACAUUUUAAACCCAGCCCAACAUUAAAAAUAAAUAUUAUUUAUUUUUAAUAUACAGUGUUCCUUUAAAAUUAGUUUUUCAUAUCUUUAGAAAGCCUAAUAUGUGGAAGGUUUUACAUAAUCUGUCAAAAUAUAAAAUUAGUGUAUGUAAUUUACCCCAGACUCCUGCUAAGAAACUGAAAAGAACAAAAGAAAAUUGCAUCUCCCUUCUGCCUAAAAUCAAAUCUUUCCAAUCUGAAGUAGUCUUAAUUCAGUCAAGUUAUGGAAACGUGGAAGUAGAUAAUAUUUAUGACUUCUUCAAGAUUCUCUUUCAUGUAUACAGUUUUUCUUCCGAGAUGUCUUUGAAGUCUGUAAUACAUUGGGAAUCUUAGUGUUACUUGCCUUCUUUUUAGUUUUCUGUGUUCUACUGUAAGGUCUCCUGGGUGGAUACGCAUAUGUAGACUUCUGUGUUGUGCUUUGGGUACGGAAUGGAGAAUUUAUAUAUAUAUAUUUUAGUCAGUGCAAGAAUUACUUCAAAAGUGCUGUAAUCUGGAUCAGGACUGUGUGGAAAAAAAGUAACACGCUGUUCUAUUUUUUUUAUUUUUUAUAACCUACUGUCAGCCAGACCUUGGUUUCCUUCUCGUGUCUGGACGCACGGGCAAACCAUUGGGUGUAAUGGUAAAAUAUGGCAUCAUGGGAUACGGCAGACUUUUGGGACCACAAGCCCACUACACCAGCCAGGGAGCCAUUUACAUUCUUUUUGGACUGGGUAAGAGAUUGCUUUAAUCCAUGCAAUACCAUUGAUAAUAUUUAGUAAUUGUGGAAAUACUAUAACUCUUUUAUGCGUAUUAAUUAGUAGGUUGUAAACUGUCCAUAAUUUUUAGUUUCUUGGUUAAUUAUAUUGUGAAGGGAUACAUCUGCUUUAAUAUUGCAAAUAAUUAGUUUUUCUUCCAACAAUAGCAACCUAAUUAGAAAUAAAACCCUCAACCUACUUUGAUUCAAGUUUGCUAUUACAUUUGGGUAUAUUUGCUAGACAUACAGUUCCCAAGGACAUAGAUUGGCCCAGGUAAUUCCCCUCCUCUUCCUACAGAGGAAGCCCCUAGUGCAGUUCAAACCUUCCCCAUGAUUUCUUUAUGAUUUAGAUGAUUUUUCAUGCUAUGCAAGAACACUUAAUUACAAAAAAACUCACAGAAAUUAAAGGGUUGAAGAUGGCCCUGCUCAAAUGAGCUUACAGUCUAUAGGAGGUGGGGUAUAAAACACAUUAGGACAGGGAAUAGAAGUCAAAUUAGGUGGGAGUGGAGCAGAGCUGGAGGAGAGAGUAGAGUGCUGCCCUUUAGGAGAGAGAAAGAGGCAGGUAUGUGAGGUAGAGGUUAGUCUGGGAGGCCAUAGGCUUUCCUAAAGAAAUGAGUUUUAAGGCACUUCUUAAAUGAUUGAAGACUAGGGGAGUCUGAUGGUGGUAGGCAGGCUAUUCCAUAGGAUGGGAGCCGCCCGCGAAAAGUCCUGCAAGCAUGAGUUGCCCAUACGGCUAUGAGCAGAGGACAGAAGAAGGUCACGGGCUUAUUGUUUUUGUUUUGCUUAGUAUAAUUAUUCCCUUCAGGCUUUUUGCAGUAAAUGCUGUCUUUUCAGAGAAAAUGCAGUGUUUACAUUACAUCCUAGGGAUACCUUCAGCGGCCACUCCUCAGAUGGCUACUAGAUGUGCUUCCUGGGGCAGUGCUGCACAGUGUGCAGUACUGACAUUUAGUGUCUUCACUCUCUGCAUGGAGACACUGAACUCUCCUCAUAGAGAUGCAUUUAUUCAAUGAAUCUUUAUGAGGAGAUACACUCUCAGCCAAUCCAAUGUUUUCCUAUGUGAAAGCAUUGUGAUUGGCUUUAAAUAAUACUUCUGAUGAUGUCAGCCCAACGGGCAGAGCCAACAGCAGCAGACUGGAAUAAAAGUAAGAUUUUGCGAUAUUAUGGGUGGCAAGGGGGCGGGAGGACCGAGGGGCUGGAUGUUGGUUUUAACACUAUAGAGUCCAGAAUAUAUGUUUGUGUUCCUGACCCUGUAGUGUUACAUUAAAAGUAAAUUGCUGGUUGUGAAAAUAUUCAUUUUUUUUUUUAAAUUUCAGGGAAGGUUCAGGCAGUCUCUUUAAGAGAUAUUUAUGCUCAGGCAAAUAAUCGUGAUAGUUUCCCAAGCAUCUUGCAGAAAAAUGAGCCAGACUGGGAGAAGAGACGAACUGUUAACCUUUCCAAGUUGAUUAAUGUUUACAGGUAAGGCAGCAUUAAAUCAUACAAUUGAGAUUUAUCUGUUAUUGGAAGAAUAAUGAAAGAAGAUUUUGUAUUAAUGAUGUCAUGAAAACAUGAAACAAGGAAAGCUAUGUACUUCUACCUAUUCGAGGUAUUCACUAAAUGUGGAAAGUGCCUCUGAAUUGCAAAUUGUGGGCAUAUUUCCACCCCAAAUUGCCCAAUAAGCAAAUCAUAGCCAAAUUCUGAGAAUUGACAAAAAAGUUCUGUUAUAUUUUGUAACAAAUUGGUUCGAACUAUUUCCAAAUUCUCCUUUUGGAAAGGGGCCAAAUAAUUAAUGCAUGGGUCCAGACUACUAACUAAGCUCCCUCCUAUUCAUACACUCCUACUACUUUUCUUUCAAACGCUAUGUGUGUUGUGGGUUACAUUUAUGGAUGGCAUUUGAUAGUUCUUACACAUAGGAUCUGCAUAUUCAGUUUAGAGGAACAAUCCAAGCACCAUAACCACUAAUGGUGUACCUUCCCAAUGGAAGUAGUCAAAAUGUUUUAGUAAUCUGCUGGGGAUUACUCCCUGCCUCCACUACACCCAUCAAGGUAGGCUUAGUUCAUUAGCUGAGAGGGCUUAGGAUCGCCAUCAACAGUGUGGAUAUUUAUGAAAAUGCCUUCUGAUUUUACAGUGCUGAGGUGGAGUCCCUGCAGACCAUACCCGUUUCUGGAAGCAACUGUAGCGACUUGCUUAUCACUACGAAAAAUGGCUUGUCAUUGCUGCGAGGUCAAGAUUUAGAUCAAAGAUGGAGUCUCAACCUUAGCAACAUCAGUAGGUUUGUAUCAUAUGAAUAACAAUAUUAUCCAAUACAAUCUUCAUUGUAUUAAUCCUUAAACCUUUUUAAAUUGUCUUGAACUGUACUGAUGGGUUACCAGUGUUACCUGUCUGUGAUUCUGGAAGAUUUUUUCUCAUUUGUAUUUCUCGCCAUAAUUUUUUUCUCCGUUCAUCCUCUUUGUGCCACUGCCCUUCUCCUCAGUGAAAAGGAGAUGGGCAGAAAAGUGAACAAACCUUUAGUAUUUCCCUGUAGUUAUUAGUGUCUCUAUCCAUUUUAUUAUAAGUGUCUCUUUCCAUUGUCUAUUUAGUCUCUCUACAUUUCUCUUCAUGUUGUGCCUCUCACUCCUUAUUUUGAUUUAUCUCUCCACAACUCCUGUGUGUCUCACUGUUCCCAACCCUGACCUCUGUAGUAGCAUUGCGUGGCUUUUAAUUUAGGAUUGGCUGUGCAUUACUUUCUUACCAGCCUCUUUACUGAAACUAUAGCAUGUGUCAAUGGCUCCUUAUUAUAAUGAUUUCAGAAAUACCGACUGCUGUUUGGGUUUUGGCACAUAGCUGAUGGAUCAUCAAACAAUUAUCCAUGAUAAAGGCAAGAAAGAUGUGCCUGCAUUAGUUGUUUUUAUUAGAAGGUUAUUUUGGCGAGGUCACAGACACCCGAUCAAGCAUAAUGCACAUGUAAGUGUAAAACACCUAUAAAAAGUGGAGCACUAAAAUGGGGUAUCUUAACCUUUAAUAACAGUGAUACAAAGGCAGGAGAGCAGUAUAUGCAAAAAUAAAAUAUACAAAAUAUAGUGCAAAUGGUACAAUGUCUACAAGUGAGGUAUAGCUCAGAUAACUAGGAACACUCACAUGAGACAGAGCCUGGUAACAAUAAGGCUCAAUAUUUGCACAGGUUUGCCUUUGCACGUAGCUGCACACCUGACUUCUUAUGAAACCCUACACUCAAAAGGGAGAAGAAAAAGAGGGCACUAAUAGUCCAGCUAUCUAAACCACUCCAAUAUAACCAAACCAGCUGCACGUGCUUAUCUGGAUAGGAGCCAAAUAGGUCCUGGCUCUAGGUAUGUAAGCUUGGUGUCCCUUAUGAGGUAAAGCUGCUGUUUACCAGUGGAUGAAGGUGCUGGAUACUGCUAAAAUAUGCUAUAGAGAUGUAAUAAAAAAUAAAACUUUGUUUUAACAAUUUGUCAAUCUUUAUUUUAUUGAGAUUGAAAUGGUUACAGAAAGUUAAUGCAGACCAGCGUACAGCAGCAUGAUAUGUCAAUAUAGAAUUACAACCCCCCUUUUUUUUUUGUUAUAUUAAUAAUUACAUGAUAAGAACUUUAUCAACACAUGCUUGUAAUGUUAGAAGUAAAAGCAAGAAAAACACAGUGCCGGUUAUUAAGGUUAGGGUAAUAAAAUGCAAGUCAUAGGCACAGAGAGUGAUUUAAAGUGAAAAGAAACCCAUAAGAGGCUGUCACGAACGCACCCUACUUCAAGAGUGGGCGUGACGUAGUUGUGGUGGUGAAAGGGUUAACGUUCACUAUUUGUCUGCACUAGACCGGAAAUAAUGAUAAAAUCCCCCUUAACACCACCCACACUUAAGCAUAAAUAUUACUAUCUUAACGCUGCCACCACCAAGACAUAGCACAAUAUAUAAGCAAUUGCAAAAUACUAAUUAGUCUCUUCAGGUAAUGUGAUUCUUUACCAGACAAAGGCAGAACUUAAUAAAGGAAUAUAAAAAAUAUAGAUGACAAUCAAAUUAGUUACACCAACAACAGAUAAAAACAAAAGGGAGAAAUAACAGUAGUCCUAAUCACUUACUCAGGUUUUCAAUGGGGUAACAGAGUCCAGCCACAAAAGUCUCAAUAUCUGGGCUGGCAGCCCAGCAGAAUGAAGACAGACAGGCACAUUAUGAAAAUUUGGCAGACUUAGUGAUGUCUACCCAAUAAUAUUUAUUAAUAUUCAUAUAAAAACAAUAAAAGUGCAGUAACAGCAAGAAUUAACAGUGCCAAAAUGCGUUUUGCCAAUAAUCUAGGCUUCUUCAGUCAACUUGCGAACAUUGUACCAUUUGUACUAUAUUUUGUCUAUUUUGUUCUUGCAUAUGCUGCCUAUGUAUCACUGGUAUUAAAUGGCAACAUACCCCAUUUUAGCGCUCCACUUUUUAUAGGUGUUUUUCACAUAUGUGCAUUAUUUUUUAUUUUGAUGAGGGGAGUAACCCCACACAAGUGUUUCUGAGCAGCUAAUUGUAUUUAAGAAUUUUUUUUUGCACACUACACCUUGUUGUUUACACCCAAUCAAGCAUGUUCGACUUUUAAUUAAAAAAAAAAUUUUUUAUUAGCAAACUAUUUUAGCUAACACGUAUAGUGAUCUAAUUGUGUCGCUUUUCUCUCCACAGUCUGCCUCAACCUGGAUACUUUAACAAUGAUGGAAAUCUAGAUUUUCUCCUGCAGGUCCAGAGCAAUCAUGUGAAAAAGGUAUGUAAUGCCUCUGUGAUGGUGAAUCAUGUCCUUGUCCCUGGGGUAUUCAUGUGACAUACAUUAGACUUGUAAAACGCCCCCAUUCACCUACAAAUUGAGCAGUUCAUAAUUAGAAUUAACACAAAGCCUAUGUUAUAAAUUGGUCUAGAGAAACUAAUAAAUGCAUCCCAACAACACAAUGAUAUCGUAAGAAACCUUGUCUUUUGAACAAACUGGACUUAGUAAAGGGUCAGCAUAGGCAACAUAAGCAUUUUUCAUUACUGCGUAAUGUUCGAUGCGGAGUACCCCCUGACCUUACUAAAAUUUCUGAGAGUGGGUGACAACCCACCAUGGCUACCAAUCAAACAACCCUCGUUGCCUUAUGUUACUUUAAUUACCUAUGGUUUGUACUCUCGUUUUCAAGUAUGUAAUGCACACACAAUAGAAAUGUCUGUAUAUCUCUCCUCUCUUGAAAAAGACACAUCAUGGACUGCACGUGUCCUCUCCAUGGUUUUCCCAAUAGGAAAACACAAAGCAGCCCACAACAUUUAACCAGCUGUGCAAAAAUCUCCAGUGUUCAAGAUAAACUACAAGGUUUCAUUAGAAAGCUCAGUUACCAUAGAUCAGAAUGAGAGGCUUCUGUUUGAAAUUCUCAUUUUGGUGUUGGAGGGACAACUGGUGAAUGUUCUGCUGGCAAAUCGUGGGUGGAUGUGGAUGUUACUUUGACACGUACCACCUACCUAGAGAUUAUUGCAGACCUUAUACACCCCUUCAUGGUUUUCCCUGAUCUUCUUUCAGUAGGGCAAUGCAAGUUGCCACAGUGCAAAAAUAGUUCAGUAAUGGUUUCAGGAACAUCACAAGGAGUUCAAGGUGUUGCCUUGGUCUCAAAAUUUCCCAGAUAUCAAUCCUAUUGUGCAUCCAUAGAAUGUGCUGGACCAAAAAAAUCUGGUCCUUGGAGGCCCCACCUCACAACCUGCUGGGUCUUGAUGUCAAAUACCAAAGGACGUGUUCAGAGGUCUUGUGAAGUCCAUGCAUCGAUGCAGCAGAGCUGUUUGGGCAGCACUUGGGGACUUAUACAGUAUUAGGCAGGUGGUUUUAAUGUUGUGGCUGAUCAUCAUAUAUAGGCCUGCUAUAUUUAUUUUGCAUGCAUAAGAAGAUUUUAAAUAUGUGUAUAUAGCAAUGCAACAAAGACAAAAAAAUUUGCAUUUAUAUUAUUAACAAUUUAGGCCACAUUUAUUGAGUGUUAUUCAAGAUCAUAAAAUAAUUAUGAUACAUUCCCUAUCAUAUGGUUAGCUAUAUUAUAUUGGGUGGUAUUUCAUUUCAGAUCAUUGUAGUAGAUGGCACUUCAGGUGAAUUUCUUUGGGAAAGUGAAGUCUCUUGGAAUCAGCAAGAAGCUCAGGCUGCGUCUGUUCUGACCCCUGACAGAAAAUCUGUUUUCCUUUUCUGGGGAGAGGGAAGUCCUGCUCCUAAUGGCUCUGUGAGUAUAUUGGAAAGAGCAGAUGUAAUGUAGUAAUAUAUUACAGUGCCCCCACUAAUAUUGGAACCCUUGGUAAAUAUGCGCAAAGAAAGCUGUGAAAAAAUAGAAAUAGAAUCAUAGAAAUCAAACAGUUGCAAAUACAACACAGGUUUAUUCAAAACAAAAUCUUUGUUAAAUAUUUGUUUGGCACAAUUAUUGGCACCCUUUUAGUUAGUACCUCAACAAUUUAAGGUUCUGGAGAGAUUCUGUAUGGAGAAAUGGUCUCAGAUCCAUUGCUAUGUAUUCUCCAACCUCAGCAGGCAUUAUAGGAGAAGGCUCAGAGCUGUUAUCUUGGCAAAGGGAGGUAGCACAAAAUAUUGACUAAAGUGGCGCCAAUAAUUGUGCCACACAUGUAUUUAACAAAUAUUUUAUUUUCUAUAAACGUGUGUUCUGUUUGCAAUUUUUUGAUAUCCAUGAAAGCAGAGUAUUUUUGUGUAUUUUAUGAACAAAAGAUCAAAAACUUAAACAAUAUAUACAAUUAUUCACAUCCCUAUAUUUACCAAGGGUCCCCAUAUUAGUGGAGGGAACUGUAUAUGUAAAAGCAGAAAUUACCAUUCCACUUGCAUUGUAUUUAUGUCAAUCUCAGUAAUCAACUUUUACUUCCCUAAAAGAAAGGCUGAACUGAAGCUAUACAGCCUAUUAGACUAAAUCAGAGAUGCAGACUUUAGAACAUGUAUUUGUUUUGGUGUCUGGCAGGUUCUUCAUACAAAAAACAACCCUCAAUGGAAAAGACAUCUCUAUUUGUUGCAUCCAAUGUACCCUGGUGUUUUACUGGAUCUCUACAAUGUUUCCACAACUAUCAUAGCCUCAGCUGGUAAGUGAGAGCCAAAGUUUGCAACCAAAAUUGUCCUAAUACAGGUAAUAUGACCCGGUGUUAAUAUCCAUUUCUACUAAAGAACAGAUGUAUUAUAUAUUUUGAAUCAAUGGAACAAUAAUCAGAGUUAUUCACUAAAGUGUGAAUUGGCAGCAUUGUCAUCAAAUAGAAUUGUAUAUUAUCGUCAAAAUAGUCAAAUGGAAAACAUAAUUGGUGUGAGAAUUUGGCAUGAAAUCUGUAAUUCAAAUUCUGACAAUUGACACAUUCAUGAAUAACCCUACAAUAUCUAGGAAUAUGUAAUGUGUUACUGUUAUACACAGAGAUCCUUUUUCUCCUUAUCUUGGUAGCUGCUUUGUACAGGGUAAAUAUUGACACUACCUGUUAUGGGAUUAUCUGACAGAUUGCAUUUAUUUUCAUAUAGUUUAUAAAAUCUUAUCUAAUUUAUACAAGCUGAUUGUUUGGAUUGUUCGGAUUGUAUUAAAGUGAAAAUCACCAUUUGUCGUAAUCACCAAUUUAAUAAACUGAACAUACUGGGAAUGGGCUUAGAUAGUGUAAGGGGAUGUGAUGUUGGAUAAAUGAUUCUGUACAGAAAUUAUGAAUGUUUUCCAGAUAAUUUAUACCUAAAAAAAAUUAAUAAAAAAAAAUACACACAUAAUUACACCUCAGACGCACACACACAAAUAGAUCUUUAAACAUACACACAAAGAAUCCCUCAGAACAUACAUAAAUACAGGUACACACUUAGGAAUGUACAUUACACAAAAUUAAACCCCGAGAAAGAUUAAAAGGAGCAUGAAAUAUAAGAGUGCACUCCCACUUUGCUCCUUGAAUUGCUCUGUACUGGCUCCUGGUGGAAGACUCUGCAAAAAACAGUCUAGUCUCAGGUCCCUACUAAAGUGUGCCAAUGCAGGAAGGCCUGUCAAAGAUGUCUGGAAAUUAAACUUUAGUUUCUUACUAGACAGCUCUGACAGGCCUUCUCACAUUACACAGAAGCACAGUUACCUUCAUAGUUACAUUGGCUGCCCUCUUGUGCCUGAUUUGACAACUUACAUUCUUUCUGUGUAUAAUGGCAUUCAUUCUACGUAUAGUCUUCAUACAAUUAACUGCUAUUAUAAUGAUUGACAUCCACCCUGUAUUUACUGGUCCGGGAUUCAGCACUCCUUACCAGAAUGGGAGAAGGGAUACAUUUGCCCUGGUGCUAUUCCCUUGGGUCUGAGCCUGGGGACAACCUUUAAAAGUGCUCCCCUUUCCUUUAGUAUUUAGUAAAAUAUAAACAUUGGGUACAAAGUUACAAUUCAUAAACAAAUUAACCUUGUGUCCUAGAUGUUCCCCUGACUGGAAUCCAACCAUGUUAUUCCUUCUUUGUAAUAUAUCUUUAAACUUUAAAGGAACACGUUAGUGUUAGGAAUACAAAUAUGUAUUCCAAACACUAUAGUGUUGGCUUGGUUGUUUAGGUGAUACCCUCCCCUCCCCCCAUCCUCAAAUCCCAGUGAAAAGGUAGUUUAGUUACUUUUUCUGCCUCAUCCCACCGGUCUUGCUGCGUCUGGCCCCUCCUCCAUGGCUGAGAUCAUCAUUAUUGACAAUCUCAGCCUAUCCAAUACUUUCCCAUAGGAAAGCAUUGAGAGGCUAUUGCACAAUCCCUGCAGAAUGCCCCCCCUAGCCAAUCAGCAUCUCCUCAUAGAUAUGCAUUGAAUCAAUGCAUCUAUAUAGAUGUAUGCAGAGCAUGGAUACGUUGAAAUUAGGUGCUGCACUAGACUGGGAAGCAACUCUAAUGGCUGUCUAAGGGACUGCCACUAGAGGUAUUACUAGGCAGCAGUGUAAGCACUGCUUCUUCUCUGAAAAAGCAGUGUUUACAUUAAAUAGCCUGGAGGGCAGGCCAUAGACACCAGUACCACUACACAAAACUGUAGUGGUUCUGGUAACUAUAGUUUUUCUUUAAUACCACCUAGGGCCCACAGAGGAAAAUGUUUCUACACCUCUUGCCAGCAUUUGUACAAGGUCUCUCACUCCAGCAUAUUAUUCCUCCUUACUACUCCCCGACAAAGAAGGAUUGGUUAUGUUGUGGGCCCUGUACAAAAAGCCACUUUGCCCAGUCGGUGAUUAAAGUCUUGGAAUAUGGUAUAUGUUGAUGGCUAGUCACUGGUGAUAUUCAUUAUUCUUUUUUCACUUUUUUAUAUAUCACCUAGUACUAUAAUGACCCAUCUUGUGCAGCAAAUUUAGAUUUUAAAAUCUGUAGUAUCCAUUACUAAAUGUUAAAAAAAUAAAAAUUUAAUAAAAGAUACAUGACAGUAAACCGUGCAUUAUGAAAACUAAGAACGUUAAUAAAAAUUAAGUCUUUAAGGUGCUAUGGAAACUGCCAUAAGCCACAAGAUUUCCUGCUCAUAGUUUAUGAUGUGUCUUGAACUCAUCAAAAUAUAUAUUUCUCCAUAAUAAUCAGUAUGAAUUUAUUUAUUCUAUAAACAUGAUUUAAAUGUUCUCUUAAAUGAGAUGAUCAACCUUACCUUACUAAACUGUGUCUGCUUUGUUUUCCUUCCCUCGUUAAGUUGGCAUUAAGGAGCUGGAAAAGGACGCCUUUUUUACCAUCCUGACAGCAGAUCAGGAGGUUGGGACAUCAGACAAGCUUGCACAGGAUCUUGUAGUCCACAAGCUCAACAUGAGAUGGGCUCUAUCUCACAGUCGAGCUAUAUCCCUAGGGAGUGCAACAAUGAGGCCUAAAGUAGAAGAUGUGAAAAAGAUUCUUGGUAGAUUGAAGUUCAGCAAUAUUCCACAGAUGGUAAGAAUACAACAUAUCUCAGUACAACAGUUCCUUAUUUAUGGCUAUUGUCAUUUUUACCUCACUCACAGUGUGUAAACGCGUUGUCGUUCGGCAGAACAACCACAGGCCAAAUAUUACAAGAUUAUUCACUAAACUUAGAAUUUUCACAAAUGAAUUAUGAAUUACCAAACUGAGGCAAAAAUAGCCAAGCUGAAUUUGAGGAUUUGUAUAUGGCUGAAUUUGAGGAUUUUUCCAGAUCAGCUAUUUCUGCCUCUGUUUUGCCAUUUGGAUUUAAUUCACAAAAAUAAGAGUUUCGUGAAUUACAUUGUCAGUAUAAAAUACUCGUUUCAAGAGGUGACAGAGUAUUAUUGAAUGUGAAAAAAGGAAAAAUAGGAUACUCUGUUACCUCUUGUACACUAAGAUUCCCAAGAUUUUCAUGUAAAUUCUCUAUAUUAGAGAACCGAUAGCCACUACAGUGUGCUGUGUUGGUUAUGGUGUCAAGUGUGCCAUGGCCCCAUGCCAGUGUUAGCAUUCAAACUAUUCGCAAACAGUUUGACAACUUACCUGGGGUCUGCUGGGCACAGGUCACCUUCUCCUCUGCUGCUGGAUGCUGAACAUUUGCGCUUAGCUGACGCUCUCAGCCAUUGAACCAGUUGCGCACUGCAGGGUUCCCUCAGUGGGGCUAUAGAAGCUUAUUGCUGGGAGGAAGAUGUUACUGAUGCAGAGUGGACAUCAGGUAAUUUGUGUGUUGACUAGACAUGUGCAAUUCGUUUCGUUCCAAAUGUCAAUUCGGACGAAUUUCGGGCAAUUCGGACAUUUGGAUACUUCCAAAUGUCCGAAUAGCUGAAUUUCCGAAGUUGCCGAAGUACAGAAUUGUCGAAGUACUAAUAUACCAGUGGAAGAAUGAAGAAUGUUACAAUGUAUACAAGUUUAAAAAAAAUAGUAUAUAAACAUAGCCUGAUUCAGCUGUAAGCAUUUGCAACACUUACAACAAUCAAGUAACACAUUCAUAUAAAAUGUAAUUUACUUAGCUAGUCUAACCGGAAGGGGGAAUCUAUUGCCGCCCCCACCCCUGUGCGGCGGGUGGGGGCCCUAAAGUAAAAUAAGGGGGACACACGCCUAUUGUCCUUCUCUCCGGCCCCCACCCCUAAGUGGCGGGUGGGGACCCUAAAUUAGAAUAAGGGGGGACCUAUUGUCCUCCCACCCCCGGCCCCCACCCCUGAGUGGCAGAUGGGGGCUCUAAAGUAAAAUAAGGGGGUGGGGACAAACUGUCCUCCCCCUUCCCGGCCCCCACCCCUGAGUGGUGGAUGGGGGCCAUAAAUUAGAAUAGGUGGGGGACCUAUUGACGUGCCCCCUUCCCCCACCCCUGAGCGGUGGGUGGAGGCCUUAAAUUAAAAUAAGGGGGUGGACUUAUUGUCCCCCCCCGAGCAGUGGGUGGGGGCCCUAAAUACCAAUAAGGGUAUUUAGGGCCCCCCCUCCCAAAAACAAUUAUGAAAAAAUAGCUAGGGGGGACCAAUAACUAGGUACCUGUAAAAAAAAAUUAAAAAAAAAUUUGAUGUCUCCUUUUUCUAAAAUCUUCUUUUUUCAGCCCCAAAAAAGGCCAAAUAAAAAUCCAUGAUAACCGUCGCACCUUGAAGAAGAAAAAAAAACCUGAGCGCAAAAAAAAAAUAAAAAAUUAAUCUUCACCCAUGGAGGGCACCGCGCAGACUGAGCUCUGCAGGGUGGGGGAAGGCUUAUAAAGCCUUGCCCCGCCCUGCAAUUAGGAUCAGAGCACUCUGGUUGGUUGGUUUUAGCCAUCUAAUCAGAGUGCUAUGAUAGGUAAAUGAAGAGACUUACAGCUAAGUCUCUACGUUUACCUGUCACAGCACUCUGAUUGGUUAGCUUGAAAUCCAGCCAAUCAGAGUGCUCUGUGUCAUUUUACACAGUGUGGGAAAGUUGUUUGGAAUUUUCCCACGCUGUGUAAUUUGACUCAUAACUCUCUGAUUGGUUACUUGCAAUCAACCAGAGUGUUGUUAUGAGUCAAAUUACACAGCGUGGGAAAAUUCCAAAGAACUUUCAGGACUAUAGACUGAGAAUAUUUCCAAAUCAGCUUUUUUGAUUUAAAGGAACAGUAUAGUAUCAGGAAUACAAGCAUGUAUUUCUGACACUAUAGUCCUUAAGUUGCUGUUUAGGUGACCAGCCCCCUUCCGAUCUCUGUAUUUACUUACCCUUUCUUCCACACGCACAGGUCUUGCUGCGGCUGGGUGAGAUUAUGAAUCUUGAUGGCAGUCAAUCUAAUGCUUUCCCAUAGGAAAGCAUUGAGAGGUUAUUGUGCAUGUGCAGCAAAACGCCAUGGUGAGCCAAUCAGCAUCUCCUCAUAGAGAUGCAUUGAAUCAAUGCAUCUCUAUGGGGAACAUUCAGCAUUGAGAUUUUGAAGACUAGGAAGCAUCUCCAGUGGCCAUCUGAGUGACUGUCACUAGAUGUGUUACUAGGCAUCAACGUAAAGAAUGCCUUUUCUCUGAAAAAGCAGCAUUUACGGUGCUCAGCUGUAAAGCAGAAGCUGUUGGUUUGCUGCAGUUCGAGGGUAUAAACUUUUUUGUGAUAUAAAUGAAGUCAUAUAAGAGAUGAAAAGGUCUUGCACAGCAAUGGAUUUAGUAACACUGCAAACAGAGCGUGCAUUCCAGUAUGGAAGGAGGAUUUAAAGGAAGAGUGACAUGAAAAAAGUACGAGAUUUUUGUGAUUCCUGGAGUAAGCACAUGGUUGGUUUGCAGAGGAGGAACUGGGAUUUGGAGAGACAUAACCAGCUGGUAAGAGCAGAAGGAUAGAGAGUAAGAGAAGGUGGGAGUAGGAUUUAAAAGUUUUGUGAGAGGGCGUGUAUUUUGCGAUUUUAGAGUAAUAAUAAUAAUAAUAAUAAUAAUAUAAAAGAUGACAGAAGGGCCUAAAAUAAAAAGGUUUAGCUGUGUAAAAAAAGUAUAUUUCCUGUUUGUGAAUGCAAUGCACAUGUAAUAUAAAUAAUUAUUUAUGUUGAUUGUUUUUUUACAGCUCUAGUCCCAUUGCAAAUGUAGGACCAGUGCAGGACAACUUACUCUGUGAGGCUCUGCUGUUACCAAGUUUACUAUAUCCCACUGCCUGCAUUGUAUUGACUCAUACAGUGAACCGGUCUAAACACAAUUUAUUGUGCUGAAAGGCCUGUGUGCUAUUAUGUUUGAGUAUGAUUUUGUUCAGUGUUUUGACACUCAGCUGUAUGUUGCAUAUUUAUGUUCUGCUGAGCUUUUUUUAAAUUGUAGAUUUUCUUUUUUGCAUAUUUCCUAUGAAAGUUAUGAUAGGACAUUGCUUUUUUAAGAAAUUGGCAUCCGAUUCAGUUCAGUGGGACUAAAAUCAUCCCUAGCAAUAGGAUAACUGUUGCUGUUUUUUGUAUUUCAUAGUUAAUAAUUGCAGUUAGGUAUAUUGGUUUUAUUUAUUUAAUGUGUUUUAGUCCAUACAUGAAAAUAGUUUAACUAGUGGCAUGGUGUAUUUAUUUUUUAGAUAAAUUAAAACCAUGUGGAUUGUGUAAAUACCCAGAAUUCCUCUUAGUGUUAAUGUUUUUACAUAAUGCCGCAGCUUAAAACCUGAAGAUGUCACUGAAAUUAAACCAAUUUUCUGCUUUGUAAACUUCCUCUUAGAUUCUCUUAGUUUUGUAUGAACAUAAUUGCAAAUCAGUCUCCACUUCUUAUAGUCUGUGCAGUUAUUAUCCUAAUGAAUGUGGAAAAAUGCAGAGAUCACCUCUAUGCAGUUCAGAGCCCUUAUCUCGGGCUGAACAGCUAUGUACAAGUCCCAGUCUGGAGGGGAUUAAAAUAUACUGAUAAGCCUAUGACAAGGCCACUUUAACUUACCCUACCAUAAAAAUGUCAUGUAAUUAGUAAGACGUUUAACAUUAAAUCAUGUAUUAAGGGAGAAGAAUGCCAUUUUGGGGUUCGGAAACAUUUAUAAACCAUAUGGUUCAUUAUGAUGUCUCCAGAACCUCUCAAGGGCAUUAUGUCCCCAUUAUACAUGGUUUACCAUUCGAUCUCUAUUUCUCUCUUUUACACAUAGGAAUAAGAUUUUUAAGAUAUUCCGUCUGGAUACUUUUUUUUACCCCCUGAGUGCUAGAAACGUGUCUAAAACAUUGCAGUGCAAGUGCUUUUGGCACACCUGUAGCAAUCAAAGGGUUAAAGUAUGCUACAUUACCAAAUCUGUACCCUGUUCAUUAUUUUUCAGUGUUCUUGAUUUUAAUAUUUUCAAUAAAUGUGAGACUGAUCUCUAAUGUUAGAGAUCUAAAAGCUAUAUUCAUAUCCAAAUGCUGGAUGCAAUGGUACCUCCCAUGACUCCAAACUCAAUCGCCCUCACUAGUAUUUCAAAUAAAAUGUUUAUAUGUAGAUAGUGAUGUCUGGGUGAAAAAAUAGAUUGUAGUUAAAUUGCUUUUUUAUUUUUAUAGUAGUGUUUAAAAAGUAGUCUCUCCAUUAAAUGGGUUGCCUGUAACCUUAAUUAGUACCAAUAGUACUUCUACUAUAGGUCUUAUUUUGGUUGUUGACAAAGGCCUGGCUGCAGCAGGGUAUUUUUUUGCUGGGGCACUUUGCAUGUUAAUUAUCACUCGUCUUCUUCUUGCUAAUGUCUAACCAUCUAUGUAGACUAAGCAUGAACCUGCCGUUCUCAGAGACCUGCUUGAGUACCCUGAAUUGGCAGUUUUUGUCAGACAUGAUGCCAACUGGUAUAUAAUGCACCCAGCCUCAUGCUGACAACUGUUACUCUUGGACAUUACCACUACUGAUUUAUAUAAAUAAAGUAUGAAGCAACUGUGUUGUCUUAACAUUAUGCUUAGCUUUAACAUAUUUAUAACAAUUUAGGUGUUUGCUUAUUUCUGAUAACUUCCACUCAUCUUAACUGGCUAUAAAGCCAUAGUGCUUCUCAUUCUCCCCAUCUCACAAUAUUUAAUGAUUCCUGUCUUCCAUAACACAUGUGGAUGGCAAGAUCAGCCUCACAUUUAAUCUGUACCUUAUUUGAAGGCGCCCGUUGCAGUAAAUGGAAUGACUGAGUUUAUAGUGGGUGUCCCUCAAAAUGUGGCACAGCAUUCUACAUUUUUUUUAGUAUAUUGUGGCAGCAAGGUACAAAUGGUGAGAUGUUGUGCUCAUCACUUGCAGUGGCAAUGUUUGUAGUCAGCAUACAGUUAAAGGCCACAUACUAAUUAAUUUUAUUUGUUUCAAUUAAACCUUUGCGUUUGCUAGCGAUUUGUCUAGCUCAAUGUAUAAAUGGAAUUGUAUUAUCUAUAAAGUGCCCACAGUGUCAUUUUUGCAUAUACGAAUUCGAAACUUUUGUUUUGUUUUAUUAAGUAAUGUAAUGUUUCAUUUGUUAAAUCUGACCCUGGUGGUACCUUGUAUGACCUAGCACAAUACUUUUUCAAAUGAGUAAUGUUUUAGAAUAACCCAUCUGGAUACAACCAUUGUAUAUUUCUAAUGCAGAGGCUACGCUGCAUAGGAACUAUCAUGUUUAUGGGAGUCUGUAUAUAUAGAUUUGUACAGUAGGACUUAAAGCAGAAAUUGUAUUUAUUGUAUAGAUGUAGAUGCUUGUUUACAGUAUUGUGCUUUAUUUAGGUGUGAAAGAGAAUAAAUGCAUUGUUUAAUUUUAAGAAUGUAUUAAGUAUUUGUCUAAGUCACUUUUUUUAAAGGUAUGUUCACUCUUAUGACGUAGCUGCUAUUUUAAAAGAAUUAAAAUCCAUAUAUGUAAUAAA